AUUUGAAAUAUUCACUGUUGAGCAGCGAACGGUGGAAGGACGGAGAAGAAUUACUCUGAGUGAUAUUGAAGCACACCUUUCGUAAUACAUCGGAAGAUUUUUCUUCGAGUUUAACUGAAAGCUUCUUUUUUCAUUGUAUAACAUGCCUUUCAAGUCACUUACUGAUGCCGAAUAUGAAGACAUAUUUAAAGCAGCCAUUGGUGAUUGUUACGAAGUGGAAAGCAGUUUUGUGGGCGAUAUUUGCAAAUCACUUGCAUACAAAGGAUGCAAUAAACGUAAAACUGUUGAGGAUGAAGUAGUGACGCCUAAAGAAAACGAAGCGUUAACACCUGGGGAGACAGCAAAACAUGAAAGUCACACAUUAGUCACCAGAACGGAAAAUGUUUCAGAAAAACCAAAGAAAGUCAAACUCUUUUCUGCUCCUGAGAUACUCGGUCAAAAGAAGAUUAUUCCAGUAUUCAAAAGUAAACCGAAAACGAAAAUUCAAGAUUAUCCAGAAAAUAAUGCUACAAAAAAAAGCCCAGAGAAGGGAAAAGAAAAUGAUAAUCCAGAACAAGCACACGAAAAUGCCAAAAGUGGAAAGAAAAUAAGGAGAGAUGACUCCCUCGAUUACUGCAAGACAACAAGUAAAAACAAAGAAAGCCCACAGAAGGCAAAAGAAAAGGAUAACCUGGAACAAAAACACCAAAAUGCUAAAAGUGGAAAGAAAAUAAGAAGAGAUGACUUCCUUGAUCACUGCAGGGAAACAAGUAAAAACGAAGACUUGGAUGAAACAUGCUAUGCAACAUCUACUGAAAAGGCAUCUCCCAUCAAGUUAGAUAAAGAAUCUUCUGAAAUGACUGUCACUGUCCUCAAAGGCAAUAAAAAUGUUAAUAAAAAUAAACUGCCUUCAAAGACAAGUGGGUCAUCCCUCAUAAAAUUAGGCAAAAAAUCUUCUGAAAUGAAUUCCACUGUUCACAAAGGCAGGAAAAAUGUUAAUAAAGACAGAAUGCAGUCUGGGACAAAUAGCUCAGCUACUAUGAAAAGUACUUCGCAGACAAAGAAGACUUCAAAGAAACCAAAGUUGUCCAACAGUACUAAGGAAAUGGAACCCUCAGUUGAAGCAGAUGAAUUAUCACCUAAAUGCCAGAGCUCUAACAAAACUACGACACCAGCACCAUCAGGAGAAGUUCUUUCAAAAGAAAGACCAUGUAAACUAACUCUAUCCUCAAACUCAAAGGUGAAUUUUUGUGUUGUUUAAGAUGAAAUGAAAACAUGAGUUUUUAAGAUAUUGUAGUUUUACAA
Molecule: messenger RNA, 1284 nt
Organism: Schistocerca nitens (vagrant locust)
Lineage: Eukaryota; Metazoa; Arthropoda; Insecta; Orthoptera; Acrididae
Exons: 6
Coding region: 143-1240 (365 amino acids)
Source: RefSeq, a predicted model, not a curated record